Molecule: messenger RNA, 3610 nt
Organism: Hypomesus transpacificus
Lineage: Eukaryota; Metazoa; Chordata; Actinopteri; Osmeriformes; Osmeridae
Product: cilia- and flagella-associated protein 57-like
Exons: 21
Coding region: 1-3525 (1174 amino acids)
Molecular function (GO): protein binding
Source: RefSeq, a predicted model, not a curated record
AUGAUUCUUUGCCUCUUAGGCCUCGAGAGGAGUCAGGGCAUGCACGCCCUGACGAUCAGCGCCAACCGCCGUUACCUCGCGGUGUCUGAGUGCGCCGACCGCGCCACCAUCACAGUGUACGACUUGCAGCACGAGCAGAACCGCAAAAGGAAGGUGCUGACAGGGGGAGACACCCCUGUGCGCGAGUUCGUUUCCAUAGCGUUCUCCAGCGAUUCAAAGUAUCUGAUUGGACAGUCUGGGUCCCCAGACUGGACGCUGUUUUACUGGAUGUGGGAGAAGCAGAAGGUCCUGGCUGUGGUAAAGACCACUAGUGCUGGGAACCCUAUCAACCAGGUUACUUUCAACCCUUUUGACAACACUCAGAUCUGCGUGACAGGAAGUGGCGUCUUCCGACUCUUCCGCUACGCAGAAGGAGCUCUGAAACCGUCCACCUCCCAAAAGCUGGAGUCCUGCAACUUCCUGUCCCACGCGUGGAUGUCUGACGAGCGGGUCAUCGCCGGCACGGACACCGGCCGUCUCAUGGUGUUCGAGUCCGGGGACUUGCGCGGCGAGAUGAGUGUGAUCUCCAAGACCUCAACCUUCCGUGAGCACAAAAGUGCCGCGGGCGCAUGCGAUGACAAGGCCCCUCCUCAGUUGCCGCGAGUUACGGCGAUCACGGCGUACUCCAAAGGCUUCGCCUGCUCCGCCGGGCCCGGCGCCGUGUGGAUGUUUGAGAAAACCGACGACAAGGACAACUACAAGAAGACCAGACAGAUAAGGAUCCCUCCAGACGCGUGCAGCCAGGAGCCCAGCCAGGCCCAGCAGCAGCAGAUCGUGUCUCUGGUGAUCAGCCCCUCGGAGGAGGUGGUGGUGACCAGCACCGACCAGGGACAGCUCUACAGCAUCACCCUGUCCUCCACUGAGACCAACAAGGUGGAGCAUACCCACUUUGAGUAUCUGUCCAACUCCUUCCACACGGGGUCCAUCACUGGCCUGUCCAUUUGCAUCCGUAAGCCCAUCAUUGCCACCUGCUCCCUCGACCAAUCAGUACGCAUCUGGAACUUCGAGACAAACACCUUGGAGCUGUAUAAGGAGUUCCAGGAGGAGGCGUACAGCAUUGCGCUACACCCCUCCGGCCUGUUCCUCCUGGUGGGCUUCUCAGACAAACUGCGUCUGAUGAACUUGCUCAUCGACGACAUCCGCACCUUUAAAGAGUUCAACGUCAGGGGCUGUCGAGAGUGUGUUUUCAGUCAUGGGGGACACCUGUUCGCUGCGGCCAACUGCAACAUCAUCCAUAUCUACUCCACCACCACAACUGAGAACAUCCUGAAUCUCAAGGGCCACAGCGGGAAGGUGCGGUGCGUUGCCUGGAGUGUGGACGACAGCCGGCUGGUGUCGUGUGGAAUGGAAGGGGCGGUGUACGAGUGGAACACGCUGACCGGCGUGAGAGAGGCUGAGUGCGUCCUCAAGUCCUGCAGCUACACCAGCGUGACCUUGUCCCCCGACGCCAAGUCCGUGUUCGCCGUGGGGGGCGAUUGUACCCUGAAAGAGAUCCAGGAUUGUCAGAUCCUCCGGGAGGUCUCUACUGACGAGGUUGUGUACACCACCAUCGCUCUCUCGCGUUCAGGACGCACCCUGUUUGUGGGCACCUCCCUGGGCACCGUCAGAGCCAUCAAGUACCCCCUCUCGGCCCACAAGGACUGGAUCGAGUACCAGGCCCACGCAGCCCCUGUCGCCAAGAUGGCGAUCACGUUCGAUGACCAGUACCUGCUCACGGUGUCUGAGGACAGAUGCCUGGUCAUCUGGAAGAUCAUCGACAAGGAGGGCCGAGGCCUCAAGAGAGACAAGGAGGUCUCGUACGCCGAAGAGAUCCUCAUCACCAAGUGUGAUCUGGAGGAAAAGAACCAGAACAUGCUGGAGCUGAAGACUCGAGUGGAGGAGCUGAAGAUGGAGAACGAGUACCAGCUCCGUCUGAAAGAUAUGAACAACAACGAGAAGCUGAAGGAGCUGAAUGAUUCGUUCAUCCACCAGACAGAGUCCAUGAAGACUCAGAUUCAGGUUCUGAGAACAGAGAACAAUAAUAUGGAAGUUGCUCACCAGCAGUACACAUCAGAGAUGCUGGACAAACAUUCCAAGGAGCUGCAGGACUUAGAGGCAGCCAACAGUCAGAAGCUGAUGCAGGAGUAUCAGAAGUACCAGGAGCUGCAGGUGGAGGCUCAGAGCAUGCAGGUGGACUUCCAGGAGCAGCUGCAGAACACAGAGAAGUGCAAACUGCAGGCCCUGGAGGACCUGACCUUCCACUACGAGGGCAAGAUGCAGGAGAAGGCACUGCUGCUGGAACAGUCUCAGGAGGAGUGUCGUACGCAGGUGUGUGAGUUUGAGGAGUCCAGGAAGCAGAUCGAGGAGGAUGGGGACAGGGAGAUCCAGGACAUGCGCGUCCGCUACGAGCGCUGGUUGAAGGACGAGAGGGACGGAAACCUCCGCAUGAAGGGAGAGAAUGGCAUCUUGAAGAAGAAGUUCAGCAGUCUGCAGAAGGACAUUGAUGAGAGGAACGUGAACAUAGAGAAGAUGAGGUUGGAGCUGGAGAAGCUACAGGGCAUCAUCAAGGUUCUGGAGAAGGACGUCCUGGCCCUGAAGAAGGAGAUCCGGGAGAGAGACGAGACCAUCCAGGACAAGGAAAAAAGCAUCUACGAGCUGAAAAAGAAGAAUCAGGAACUGGAGAAAUUCAAGUUUGUUCUGGACUACAAGAUCAAAGAGCUGAAGGGUCAGAUUGAACCCAGAGAGAACGACAUCAGAGAGAUGAAGGAUCAGAUCCUAGAGAUGGAAGAAGAACUCAGCUCCUUCCACAAGAAGAACAACAAGCAGGAACUGGACAUCACCGAGCUCAAGCUCAAGCUGACCGCCACCGACAAGGAGGUGCACAAGGAGAUGCAGAAGGUGAGAGACAGGGAGGCCUUCGUGCGCAGGUUCAAGACCGACCUCCACAAAUGCGUGGGCCACAUCCAGGAUCCCAAGGCCCUGAAGAAAAGCAUCAGAGGCCUGUAUGAGUUCUACGUCCACCAGUUUGACCAGGUGGACAUGGUCGGGGUGGACGGAGAGGUGGAGAGAGAGCACGCGCGCCACCGGGAGCACCUGGAGCGGAACGUGGCCGCUCUGAAGAGGAAGAUGGCCGACGACGCCAGGGUCCACGGUGCCGACAACGUCAAGAUCAUGCAGGAGAACGUGAUGUUGAUCAGUGACAUCAACAGCUUGAGGAUGGAGCUGUGCAGGCUGCGCUCUCAGGUCCACAACUACGAGAGUCUGCUGGGCCACAACAGGAAGAGCAAGGACCAGGCCACCUCCAGCCUCAAAGCCCUCCUGUCGCCCAGGGUCAACCCCAUCACCAUGGUGACCCGACUGCAGCCAGAGGAGGAAGGAGAGCGCAUCGUUCAGUUCCAGCGUCUGGAGAUCGUCAGACUGAGGAGGGAGAUCCAGGUGUUGAUGAGGACGCAGCCGUUCAGACCACCCUCCGAUGCUAAACUCCCCUCCCUGGACACCAGCAUAUAAACCAGGACCCUGCGCUACAAUAUACUGACGAUAAAAAAACACACAGUAUUUAACACACCUCAGCAGCAAAGAUUUAAUUCAUUUG